Molecule: messenger RNA, 1584 nt
Organism: Eucalyptus grandis
Lineage: Eukaryota; Viridiplantae; Streptophyta; Magnoliopsida; Myrtales; Myrtaceae
Product: coniferyl alcohol acyltransferase-like
Exons: 2
Coding region: 1-1464 (487 amino acids)
Molecular function (GO): acyltransferase activity, transferring groups other than amino-acyl groups
Source: RefSeq, a predicted model, not a curated record
AUGGAUGCAGAUGGAGGUACAAGCAGAGAGUUCGUGGUGAAGUUAGGCAAGAGAGAAGUGGUGGUGGCACCACUACCUAUGCAAGGGCAUUGGCUGCCCCUCUCCAACCUCGACUUGCUCUUGCCUCCGCUCGAUGUAGGCGUCUUCUUCUGCUACGCCAAUCCAACCACCACCGCGUCACAAAGGCUGGAAUAUGGGCCUGUCAUUGGUGUUCUGAAAGCCGCCUUGGCCCAAGCUCUAGUCUCCUACUAUGCUCUCGCUGGAGAGGUGGUGCAGAACUCAGCCGGUGAGCCAGAGCUCCUGUGCAACAAUCAAGGGGUCGACUUCAUCGAAGCUUUCGCAGACGUGGAACUCCGCCAUCUCAACCUAUAUAAUCCGGAUAACACCGUUGAAGGGAAACUGGUGCCCACAAAGAAGCGAGGUGUGCUUGCUGUUCAGGCAACGGAGCUAAAGUGUGGAGGAAUAGUGGUGGCUUGUACGUUUGACCAUCGAAUAGCUGACGCCUACUCGAUCAAUAUGUUCAUGGUGUUUUGGGCAGAAACGGCUCGCUCCGCUACACCCAUUUCCCUCCCUCCUUCCUUCCGUCGUUCUCUUCUCAACCCAAGGCAUCCGCUCUACUUUGACCCCUCUCUAGACCGCAUGUACAUCCCGGUCUCCGCAUUGCCCCCACCUCCCAAACACAAGCUGCAAGUGGAUGAGCAAUGCGAGACAGUGACAUUAAGGGAUGACGACCACCUGUUAAGCCGCCUGUACUAUGUGACCGCUGCCAAGCUAAGUGAGUUGCAGCAGAGUGCCUGCUCCAAUGGAAGCAAAAGGACUAAGUUGGAAUCGUUCAGCGCUUUCCUUUGGAGGAUGGUGGCUGAAUCCUCCUCGGUUGCUAAUAAUGAUGACAACAAGACAAUGUCAAGGAUGGGGAUUGUGGUGGACGGUAGGUGUAGGUUGAUGAGUCAGGGCGAGGACGACAAGCCCACACCCAUGUCAUCCUACUUUGGGAACGUGUUGUCGGUGCCAUUUGGAGAGAAGAGGGCGAGGGAGGUGGUGGAGAAGCCGCUGAGUUGGGUGGCAGAUGUGGUGCACGAGUUUGUGGAGAGGGCGGCAAAGAAGGAACACUUUCUAGACCUGAUAGAUUGGGUGGAAGGACACCGGCCAGUGCCAGCAUCAGCAAGGAUAUUCUGCAAGCCUGGCAAUGAGGAGGAAGAGGAAGGGUCGACAGCGCUCGUGGUGUCAUCCGGACAGAGGUUCCCGGUGACCGAGAUGGACUUCGGGUGGGGGAAGCCAGUGCUGGGGUCCUACCACUUCCCAUGGGGAGGCAAAUCCGGGUACGUUAUGCCCAUGCCCAGCCCACUCUCCAACGGGGAUUGGGUGGUCUACCUUCACCUCUCCAGGUCUCAGGUGGCCUUCAUUGAGUCCCACGCUCCCACCAUCUUCAGGCCGUUGACCCCUCACUAUCUUAACCUCCUUUGAUGCUUCUUGUUCUUCUUCUAUGAGUAUCGUUAACGUGCCUCAUCAGCACUGUCCAUUGUUGUUGUUUGUCCUAUUGAAUUAAAACCUUAUGUUCCUCGUGUGUUUUCUUCCCGUCCAUUC